This is a messenger RNA of Centropristis striata (black sea bass), 3129 nucleotides long. RefSeq names its product PTK6 protein tyrosine kinase 6b (gene ptk6b). Gene Ontology annotation, cellular component: extrinsic component of cytoplasmic side of plasma membrane. The record is from RefSeq and is a predicted model, not a curated record. The transcript is spliced from 8 exons. Gene Ontology annotation, biological process: cell differentiation; protein phosphorylation; innate immune response. Gene Ontology annotation, molecular function: signaling receptor binding; non-membrane spanning protein tyrosine kinase activity; ATP binding. Bases 165 to 1685 code for a protein of 506 amino acids. NCBI's taxonomy places the organism in Eukaryota, Metazoa, Chordata, Actinopteri, Perciformes, Serranidae.
UCACACUUUCGGCAGAACAAACCCGGAAGCAACAAAGUCUCUGUGAAGGAAUACCGUGAAUUCCUAGCGCUCCAUCCUGUCUACCUGUCCGACAGGUGUAGCCGGCCGACGCGCUCAGGCAGGCUGGCCGGAAGCACCUCUGAGCGGAUCGUUCAUGGUAACCCAUGGAUGAGUGUCUGCAAAGAACCUGCCCGUGUCUGGACUCACUAUGGCAGAGGAUUUUCAGCGACAAAAAGCCUCCUCCUCGAGAACAAGAAGGAGGAGGAGGAGGAGGAGGAGACGCUGUGGUGAUAGCACCGGCCCCGGUCCAGGUACCGCAGGACAGGGUGCCGGAGAGCGGCUCCAUCUACACGGCGCUGUGGUCGUUUGAAGCCCGGCACGCAGACGAGCUGUCCUUCCAAGAGGGGGACCUGUUCAGCGUCAUCAGCCGCAGCGGAGACUGGUGGACCGCGCGCAGGAUCGACACCAACGGGCGCGUCCUCGACACCGGGAUCGUGCCCAAAAACUACCUGAGCCGAGCCGAGUCCCUCGAGAUGCAACCGUGGUAUUUUGGGAAAAUGAACCGCUUUGAGGCCCAGGGCCACCUGCUGGCGCCGGAGAAUGACGAGGGAGCGUUCCUCAUCCGACAGAGUGAGAAAGAAGACAUCGGAUACGUUCUGUCAGUGAAGUCAAACGAUCGGGUGAAGCAUUUCAAGGUUAUCCAAGCAGAUGAGACUAAUUUUUAUGUGGAGCACCACAACCAGUUCAGCUCUCUAAUCGACUUGGUGGAGCACUACGGCGUACACAGCCUGAACACCAGCGGCAUGCUGGGAAGCCCCUGCAAGAGGAAAAAGCCAAACAUCUCCGACCUGAAUCAUUUCACAGUGGACGACUGGGAGCUCCCGAAGGAGGAGUUCAGCCUGGAGGAGGAGCUGGGCAGCGGAUACUUCGCGGACGUUUACCGUGGACGCUGGAAAAACCACAUUAACGUUGCCAUCAAGAUCAUUAAGAGCGACUCUGAGUUGAACCAUCGUGAAUUUCAGAGGGAAGUUCAGAUCCUGAAGAGUCUCCGCCAUCGUCAUCUCAUUUCUCUGUUCGCCAUCUGCACGGCGUCCGCUCCGUACUACAUCAUCACCGAGCUGAUGGAGAAAGGCAGCCUGCUCAGCUUCCUCAGAGGUCCAGAGGGGCAGAAUCAAAGCACAGCGUCACUGAUCGACAUGGGCGCCCAGGUGGCUGAUGGGAUGUCAUACCUGGAGGAGCAGAACAGCAUCCACAGAGACCUGGCGGCUCGGAAUGUCCUGGUGGGGGAGCACUACAUCUGUAAGGUGGCCGACUUUGGACUGGCCAGAGUGAUCAAGGAGCCGUUCUACAUAUCUGAAGACAAAAAGAUUCCCUACAAGUGGAGCGCUCCCGAGGCCAUCAGCCAUGGGAAGUUCUCCAACAAGUCCGACGUCUGGUCCUUCGGUGUCCUGCUCUACGAGAUUAUCACCUACGGAGGCGUUCCUUACCCAGCCUUCAGCAACCAGGAAGUGUACCAACAGGUUACCAACGGUUACAGGAUGCCACAGCCGGCCAAAUGUCCAGAGGCUUUCUACAAGAUCAUGCUGAAAUGUUGGAGCUUCAAGCCCGCCGACCGGCCAGACUUCCAGACCCUGAAGGUUAAACUGGACAGCAGCUCGUACGAGCUGGAGUCUGACACGGAGUGAUCCGGAUCACUGGAGAAGACUCUUAACAAACUGGUUUUACAGGCUUUUGCAAAGAAAGACUUGGAUCAUGCAAACAGAGCCUGAUGUGUUUUAUUCAGUCCACUAGGUCUGCAAUUAUUGAUAAUUUUCAUUAUCGUUGAAUCUGAUGAUUUUUUUAGAGCUGAAACCAUUUGAAACAUGAAUAACUCUAUGGUUCCUGUUGCAUGAUGUGAACAUUUGCAGGUUUAUUAAGUCAUCCGUGAUAGAAAAAUCUCAAAUCUUUUGGGUUGUGGUAAAAAAAAAAAAAAAAAAAGAAAAGAAACUGAGAUGGUCUUUAGAUAAAUACAAUUAACCAGUUAACAGAGAUAAUAAGGAAGCAACAAACAUUUAUUCAGCUUUUAAAGCAGCAAAUCGUCACAUUGUCGAGGCUGGAACCAGAGAUGUUUUAGCAUUUUUACAAUUUAAAACCACUUAAAGGGUUUGUUUGUUUGUUUCACAUGUAUUUCUGUGUUUUCAAUCCAAGAAAAUAUGGAUUAUUUCCAAAGAGGUUUCUGUUGGUUUACAGCUGCCAGCAAAGCGUGAGAAGCCAGUAUGUGAACUGCUUCAUCUUGCAUCAAAUCACUUUCUAUUGACUGUAAAAGUUAAUUAAUUAACUUCGAAACACCAAAAAAAGUGUCCUAAAUAAUACAAUUCUACAAGUGAAGGCUAUGAUCUUAUACAAACUUAUUUUUUAUUUUCCCUGGUAUAUUUUUACGGUCUAAGUAGAAAGGUAAAGUUGUAAAGGUAGGAGUUGUGAUGAGCACAACUGAGCACAGGAAACUGAGAACGGUGACCAUCUGACACCUGACACGCCUCCAGAAUAACCGUACAAUUUGUGAAACUUUUUUUUUUGAUCACUGGAAGUCAACUUAUGAACGCACACUUUGUCAAUGGCUGUUUCCACGGCCAAGGAUGAACACUGAAAAAAGAAAUUAGGAAGAUAAGCUGCUUCUGCUGAUGAAGAUCAUAUGAUAUAAUCAAAAGCUACACAAAGCUAGCUCUGAUGGUUUGGUUGACAGUCUCCAUUUAUCAUUUGCUGGUUGAAAUGAAAGUAGAGCAAAUGUCUUAAAACAGUUUAAACUAUUAAUUUUAAGUCAUGACGUAUCAAGAAGAAUAUCAAUGCAGUAAUAACAUUUGGCCACCAGGGGGCAGCACAGUCACAGGAUCUGAACCCUACUUUUCUUUUCUAACUAGUGAAGUUGUCUUUGCAGUAAUUGGUCUCAACAGUAGCUUUCCUGCAGCACUCACACCUCCAAUAUUUCAACAGUUUCUCACAUUUAGUCCUGCCUUCUCUUAGUUGCUUUAACAUGAAAAUUGAUGCCAUAGAUCAGCAUGAUCACUCUCUGCUGCAUGUACAGUCCUCUGUAUAGACUUGUUUUUGCAUUCUGCCUGUUUUUUAAUGUGCAAUCAAUAAUAUAAUUAUGAC